Haliotis rubra (blacklip abalone) is the source of this 5121-nucleotide messenger RNA. Its product is annotated as guanine nucleotide exchange factor DBS-like. Gene Ontology annotation, molecular function: protein binding; guanyl-nucleotide exchange factor activity. The record is from RefSeq and is a predicted model, not a curated record. Gene Ontology annotation, biological process: intracellular signal transduction. Gene Ontology annotation, cellular component: cytoplasm. NCBI's taxonomy places the organism in Eukaryota, Metazoa, Mollusca, Gastropoda, Lepetellida, Haliotidae.
CACAGCCUCCGUACCGAGCUGGAAAAAAUAAGCGUCUUCUUUCUUGUGUCGAACUGACGCUCAGUGGGAUUGCAUCGUUAUUUCAUUAUUAAUCAGUUUUGAAGCUUGGCAGCUGUAAAUCUAUGCAUCAAGGGGUUUGUGCAGUUUCACCGAGCCUGUUGUGGAGCAUGUGUUGUAUUUUCAUGAAUUGUAACUACAACCGAUUUGAAACUGUUCCUGCAAUUAGUGGAUGUAUUUCAUGAUGCAACUCAAGUGCUCUGUCAAUAUUUAAACAUCGGUAGUUGUUGGGACGAGGCUGUCGGUGUUGAUAUUGCAUUGGAAUUAGUUGUCACUACACUAGUAUCUGUGUCAAGAGUUUGGUUGUAGGCAGCAAUGGCAUGAAACAGGAAUAUUAGAAUUGGCAUUUCAAGUGGAACCGUUCUCAUGUUUAAUGUAUCAGAACCAGUGAGGAUGCAUUGAAUUCCUCCUAGCGUACAACAAAAGCUGUUCAAGAAUACCAAGUGUUCAUGGCCGUGUGACAUCGCAGUUUUCUGCGCUCUACCGCCUUAUAUGAUUGUUUAUAGGAGUUUUAUAUCACAAUCUACCUCCGAAUUCUCUCACUGAAGAUCGACAGCGUCUUAAUUUUGUAACUCUUCCUGGAAAUCAAUUCCCUGCUUGCGGGACUGCUAUUUGGAAUAUGACUUUACUUGUGAAAAUUUCACGUUUUAGAAAUGAGGAGUUGUUCAUCUGUUGCCAUGGAAAUGUUCAUGUAGCGCAACACAUGUGCUUUGGAUAGCUACAGUCAUUUCCAUCUAGGAUUUCAGGAGAAAAUCUAGCAGAGGACAUGUGACUUCAUUAUCCGAUUUGGGAUUCUCCUCGGAUUCUGUUUUCCAUCAUGAUGCAUAAUCGUUAACGAUCAAAACAUACUUGUUGAUUCAUCCAGUCAUAGUGCGACACUGUUCUGAAUGCUCUAGAGUAUACCCUUCAUUCAUUGGAGUUUUCAACGAUUUUCAUAAUUAGCUGUAGAUAUAUUAAAUAUUAGACUAGAUAAUUUCUGAAAAGAAAUUUUAUUUUACAUUCUCCUUAAUUUAAUUAUAUUUUUUGGGAUGCAAUGAAUAUGUAGCGGGUACAAAUCUUAUGCAAUUACUUUUAUAACUGCUGAAAGAUAUGCAAUUUAUUUCUAACCUUCACCCUUUUUGAAUAUUUUAUAUGAAUCAAUAAUGUCCUCCUCCGUAUCUAGUCCUGAAUUACCUCCCCUUUCUCCUGGUUUUCAUGAAAUUGAAGACGAAAUUGCAAAAUUUGUGGAAAACUUUAAGUCUCGAACGUCUUUCUUGGACCGACGUUUGAGUCUGGAGUCGGGCGAUUCCUCUUUAUCUGGGUGGACGGGUAGUUCGGCAUAUUCUACGACAUCGGAUUGUACGUCCACAAACACUGAGAGCCCGGAUAAAGAUGGUGAAGGUGCCUGUGCUAGUCAUAAUUCCAUUUUGCGACAAAAAGGCAUCAUUGCCGAAAGUCGCAGGAUUAGUGAGUGGGCGUGGUUAACUGAAGAUGAUGACACACUCGACAUUGAGAAACCUAUACAGUGGAAGAACACCAGUAAUGCGAUGGAUGAGUCCGUCUGUCACUACAGCGUCCUGGACGUCGCACAACUUUUACAGUCCAGGUUCGCUCUCCUGUCAGGUGGCAAAGCUAAGAAUGGAGCGCCAAUCAUCACCUUCUCCGACUGCCCGAUGCUGCCUGAAGUAUCUGAAGAAGACUAUAGGAAAGUCAUGAAAUACCUUUGUCAUAUACCACCCUUGAAUGAUGUGGAAUCUGGCUACGUCCUUGUGAUAGAUCGAAGACAAGAUGGAUGGAGUGCAGUCAAGUCCAUUCUUCUCAGAAUCUCAAGUUAUUUCCCCACACACAUCCAGGUGGUGUUUUUGCUUCAACCAAAGGGAUUCUUCCAGCGAGCGUUUGCGGAUUUCAGGUCCAAGUUUGUGAAAGAGGAACUCGAAUAUAGGGUAAUCCUAUGUGACAGCCCCGUGGAGAUGCUUGAACACGUGGACCCGUCCAUGCUGACCACAGACGUGGGCGGGGCUCUGGAGUAUGACCCGAGUGAGUGGACUGAACACAGAUCGGCAAUCGAGAAGUUUGCUUUCAAUGUCGACGCCAUAGGCAAAACUCUGAAUAACCUAGUCAAGAAGCUGGAUGAGACAGACCUUCCAAACGACGUCCCAGGAACAGAGACGCUGAUCAAAGGCCACAUCCAGGAGCGGAAAGAAGUGAUGGAGGAUGUAGCCAACGCAGCCAGUCACGGCGACACGUUACUCAAAUGUAUCAGGGGAGACAACUCUGAAGUGCCUCUAGUCAAACUCACCAAUGUCUUGGAGCUGGAAAGGCUUCUUGUUCAGCUUGAAGAGACAAAAAAGAAAUUUGGUGAAUUCUGGAAAACCCACGAAGACAAACUACGUCAGUGCCUCAAACUACGGGAGUUCGAAGAAGAAUUUAAACUUAUUCAGUAUGCCAUAGAGCGCAGUGUCGAGACACUGGAGACGAAGAUGCCCGAGACGGGAGAAUCAGUGACGCAAGUUGAGACCCAGAUUCGAGGUUUUGAAGAAUUUGAACUGUCAGCUCGGAAGGAACUUGAACAAGCGGAGAGGAUGCGAGCUCAUGGGGAACAGCUGAUCCUUGACGACCACUAUGCAGUGGACAGCAUUCGUCCGAAGUGCAUCGAACUGCAGCGAAUGUGUCAACAAUACAAGGACCUGCUACGUCGCAGGCAAGAAAUACUCAGCAAGUCACAUGACCUGCAAGACAGGCUUGAUAAGGCCAAUAGAUGGUGCACAAAAGGUGUGGAUCUUCUGGCCAGCCAGCCAAUCGAUCGCUGCCAAAACCAACAAGGGGCGGAGCAAGCGUUGCAGGAUGUGGAAUCAUUUCUGGCAACAUCGAGGGAGUUGAAGCUGAACAAUCCGCGAGAGUUUCGGCAGCUCUUCGAAAGCAUGAUGACACCAGAAACUCGGGCGGUUGUUCAGCAGGUACUCAAACGAAUGGAGGAUGUGCAAGGAAUGUGUCAGAAGAGGAGAGAAUCUCUAUGCAAGAUGGCCGCCCGACAGUCCAGGCCGAUUCAGCCAGUGCAUCCCGAGCCUUCUCCGAGCCCUGCUUCAACAUCGUCACACCAGGUGUCGCCACUCCGACUUGACACAACCGACUACGACCCCCAUCUGAAGCGACGAGUCUCAGGGGACACUCCAAAGAGGAGUCCUUUGUCCCUGGAGAAAUCAGCUCGGCAUCGUGUUGACAAGAGUGAGAUCCAGCACCCAGGGCAUCUGAGCUUGUCUGGUGACCGUAGCAACGCCAGCAGUGUGAGCAGCAGCAGCUUGACGGUGUCCGACAUGUCGACAACCGACUCGCACAAUCAACGGAGUUCCUACUCCUCCAUGUCAGUUUCUUCCCUGUCAGAAAUAGACACGUUACAGGCCAAACGAAGGCAUGUAAUGAAUGAACUCAUUGAGACAGAAAAUACUUACGUUGGAGAGCUUCAAGAAAUAUUAAAGGGUUAUCAUGAAGAAAUGGAUAGUCGGACAAUGCAGCAUUUAAUACCGGCAGAACUGGUGGGCAAUAGACAUAUUCUGUUUGGAAAUCUUGAGCAGAUAUGCAAGUUUCAUCAAGAACAUUUUUUGAAAGAGUUGACAGAUUGUCGGGAGGAACCAGCCAAGAUGGGAAAGUGUUUUGUAAAUAGGAAAGAAGAAUUUCAAAUGUACAGCAUUUACUGUCAGAACAAGCCCAAGUCUGAGAAUCUCCGAAUCAAGAUUGGUGAUGGCAACUCGUUCUUUAAGGAAUGUCAGAGGCGCCUUGGUCACAAGCUUCCAUUAGGGGCCUACCUUUUGAAACCAAUACAGAGAAUUACUAAAUAUCAACUGCUCAUCAAGGAGAUGCUGAGGUUUACAGGGGAGAAUCAAGAGUUAGAGUCCCAACUACAGGGCGCCCUGGACACCGUCCUGAGUGUGCUGCGAUACCUCAACGACAGCAUGCAUCAGGUCUCGAUCGUCGGCUUCUCGGAAAAUUUAUCAGAACAAGGGAGACUAAUCAUGCAUGGCAGUUUUAGUGUAUGGACAGAACACAAGAAAGACAAGAUCAGAGAUUUGCGGUUCAAACCCAUGCACAGACAUUUGUUUUUGUAUGAAAGGGCAUUAAUAUUGUGUAAGAAAAGAGAAGAAAACCACAGCGCAGAUGAUGCUGUCUACAGCUUCAAGAAAAAAUUGAAGUUGUCACAAGUGGGACUGACAGAGAAUAUCAAGGGAGACAAAAAGAAGUUUGAACUGUGGCUUCGAGGUCGGGAGGAGGUCUACAUUAUCCAGGCUCCAACAAUGGAGGUGAAGGACACAUGGAUCAAGGAAGUAAAGAAAGUCUUGCUGAAUCAGUUUGAUCAGAUUAAAACACAUCAUUCUCACAAUCAGAAAUCUCAGGAAGAUCUGUCAAGUCACCGGCGACAUCCUUCAGACACUCCGCACAGUCUAGACAACUGGAAAUCUCAACAAUCAUUCAACAACAACCCUACAGUACCGAUUGGCCUUGGGAUGGUGUCUCCAACAGAAUCCCCGACAAGUCCCCCUGACUACGUGGAGGACGAUGGCGGCUGGUCCAGCGGGGAGUUUUCCAACACAGAUGAUGAUGAAUACAUUCCCAAAAUUGAGCCGUCUUACCGUGAGCACUUUGUUUCACUGGGGGAUUACUUCCCGGUGGACCAGAACGAGCUGGGUCUACACGAGGGUGAUCUAGUGGAGGUCCUGAGGGUGGGGACCAACGGAUGGUGGUACGCCAAGCACCUGACGUCGUACCUGGAGGGGUGGGUCCCAUCAACAUACCUGGAGUCAACGCGACGUACGCUGCCUUCAGAUUCAAGCACAGAAUCUCUGAUGCCAGGUCAAAAGGAGAUGUACAAUAGUCGGUCAAGUCUUACAAGUGGCACAGCAUCAACCACAAGUCCUGUCGAAACCACAGUUUAAUGAACAACAAUGGAGUCAUUGAAGCAUUUAUUUCAAAAUCAUCUACAUAUUUAUUUUCUGUUGGACAUGUAUACGUCAUUAACAGCUCAGUUUGAACCAAGUCUAUGACCUUGACAAAGAUUGGGUAAAGAAUGCUAACAGUCUCCAUGAAACACAA